Messenger RNA from Argiope bruennichi, 1868 nucleotides. RefSeq names its product adiponectin receptor protein-like. The record is from RefSeq and is a predicted model, not a curated record. Gene Ontology annotation, cellular component: plasma membrane. Gene Ontology annotation, biological process: adiponectin-activated signaling pathway. Gene Ontology annotation, molecular function: signaling receptor activity. Lineage: Eukaryota; Metazoa; Arthropoda; Arachnida; Araneae; Araneidae. The coding region runs from base 236 to 1408 and encodes 390 amino acids. The transcript has 8 exons.
CCUAUUCCUCUACAAAUUGAAACACUGCUACUGUAACUGCUCAAUUUUUCUGUAUCGGUGUUUUGAGUUUUCUGGCAAAAAUAAGCAUUUAUUUCAUAUUUUUAUCGACGCUUUUACAAAAUAUGGUGCGUUUUUGAAAACCUCAGAACAUACCAUGUGAUUUUUUUUAUCUCCUUUUCUUUCUAGCUCUGAUGGCCUGAAAAUAUGUAUUUAAAUUCGAAGCGUAGAAGUAAAUAUGGACUUCAAUGAACUCUUUGGUCCUAACACUUUAUGUCGCGAGAGACAAUUUACUUCUGAUCCCGGGAAUCUAGACUUACCAACUCCCCAUGUAUUUUUGGAUGAUACAAGCAUCAGUGAUGCUCAUUUUGCCAUACCUGGUACAUCUAAAGACAUUGGCCGCAGCCAUGUAUUUCCGGACACUGAGUUGUCGAGUGAGGAUGAUGAUGACUUGAAUUUGGAUAUUGUUGAAAUGUCUUUGCCUGCACGAGCUGCUGAACAAGCAGAGCAUCUGGUACGGAAAGUACUAGAAGAAGCAGAGCAGGCAGAACAUCUGGUGAGAAAAGUUUGGGAAGAGGCUUGGAAAGUUUGUCAUUUCAGUUCACUGCCUAAGUGGUUACAAGAUAAUGACUUUAUCCUUCGUGGUCAUAGGCCACCUCUUCCAUCUUUCAAUGCUUGUUUCAGAUCAAUAUUUAGAAUUCACACUGAAACUGGAAAUAUCUGGACUCAUCUUUUGGGUUGUAUAUCAUUUAUUGGAAUUGCACUCUAUUUUCUGACUCGUCCAUCAAAUCAAAUACAGUGGCAGGAAAAAGUUGUGUUUGCUACAUUCUUUGCUGGUGCCAUUGCAUGUCUAGGCAUGUCCUUCACUUUCCAUACAGUUCAUUGCCAUUCAGAAAAAGUUGGAAAACUAUUCAGCAAGUUAGACUAUUGUGGAAUUGCUUUUUUAAUUAUUGGAUCUUUCGUGCCGUGGCUGUAUUAUGGAUUUUAUUGUAAUUUUCAACCAAAGCUUAUAUAUUUGGUUCUUGUGAUAGUCUUGGGAACAGCUGCUAUUAUUGUUUCAUUAUGGGAUAAAUUUAGUGAACCAAGAUUUCGCUCAGUAAGAGCUGGUGUAUUCAUGGGCUUUGGUCUUAGUGGUGUUGUUCCUGCUGUACAUUAUUUAAUUGCAGAAGGAUGGUUUCGUGCAGUUUAUCAAGCCUCAUUUGGUUGGCUGUGUUUAAUGGGAAUGUUAUACAUAACAGGUGCCCUUUUCUAUGCAUUGCGAGUACCAGAGAGAUUUUUUCCUGGGAAAUGUGACAUAUGGUUUCAUAGCCAUCAGAUAUUUCACAUAUUAGUAAUUGCUGCAGCUUGUGUGCAUUAUCAUGGAAUAACUGAAAUGGCCAUGUAUCGAUUGUCUAUGGGAGAUUGCUCGUGAAGAUCUGUUGCAUAUAUAUGCAGUAUCUCAUUGUCCUGGAUAUCAGUAAAAGUUGCUCCUAUUUUACCAAAAUAUUUAUAGCACGAUUAUUUUUUACAUUUUUUUGGAGAGAAACUCAGCUUUAAUAUACCUUCACGCUUCUUUUUGUUUCGUAUUGAUGUGCUAAAUAACAAAUUCAUUCCAUCUAAUUUAUUGAAAAUGUUUGACAAUGAAUGAGCUGAGAAUAACUAUACAUUUUAUAAAUUUCUAGAUACUGUGAUUGAAACAUGUAGCCUGUCAUGUUUCUGCCUUAUUGUGGAAUGUGGCAAUUGUCACAUAAUAUAAAAACUAGUCUUGUAGCCAUAAUUUUUGGCUGUAUAUGCACUAAUGUAUGUUUUUAACUGCAUAAGUUUAAAGAAAAUUUUAUGGAAGUGCAUGCUAGUAAUAAAUUGUUGUGUAAGCAUGAUUUUGUUGUUGUUCU